AUGACUGAGACCUGGGGUCCAUCCGAAGCACAGCUAGCUGCAGCAGCUGCAUAUGAGGUUACCGGAAGCUGGAAUGAUGAAGGUGAUGGUAUCUGCUUCAUGAAUGCUGUGCAGGAUGCCAAUAAUGAAGAUCAGAUGAGCUUUGAUGAGGCCACACAUCCUGAAGAUGAUGGUGAACUCCUUGAUGCUGCUAAGGAUGCUGCAUUGAUGGAUAUGUAUCAUCCCAGUGCGGUAGAUUUUGACUCUGAUAGUCUCUUCAAUGAUGAAGUCAUGCAGACAGUUAGUCAAUCCCCGCGCAAGCAGGUGCUUCACCUCUAG
Molecule: messenger RNA, 318 nt
Organism: Sparassis crispa
Lineage: Eukaryota; Fungi; Basidiomycota; Agaricomycetes; Polyporales; Sparassidaceae
Exons: 1
Coding region: 1-318 (105 amino acids)
Source: RefSeq, a predicted model, not a curated record